Messenger RNA from Dromaius novaehollandiae (emu), 6668 nucleotides. It is a transcript of the gene SAMD8, whose product is annotated as sterile alpha motif domain containing 8. Lineage: Eukaryota; Metazoa; Chordata; Aves; Casuariiformes; Dromaiidae. Gene Ontology annotation, molecular function: ceramide cholinephosphotransferase activity; protein binding; sphingomyelin synthase activity. The record is from RefSeq and is a predicted model, not a curated record. Bases 445 to 1695 code for a protein of 416 amino acids. Gene Ontology annotation, cellular component: plasma membrane; Golgi membrane; endoplasmic reticulum membrane. Gene Ontology annotation, biological process: ceramide biosynthetic process. The transcript is spliced from 8 exons.
GCCCCGGCCCCGCCCCGGCCCCGCCCCUUCCGCCGCCUGGUCGGGGCUGGCGCCGGUGGCUGCCACUUCCGGCCGGGGAUGGGGAGGUUGCGGUGGCCGCCGCUGCCGCCCGAGGGAGCGAGGACGCGCCGAAGCCGCCGCCGCUCCCGUCCCGCAGCCGGGCGCUGCGGCACCGCCACGUAGCGCCGCCGCCACCGCGACAAAGCUCCUUCAUGCAACUGGACACUGUAUGUGCCAUCUCUACAGAGCAGCUGAUCAUGCUGUGCUCUGGAGUGGCGAAAACUCAGCAAGACCUUUCCUGGUGCUUAAAUGCCUCUCAUGUUUGGUAGGGUGUGCCUUUUGCUGGAUAACAGAGGUGAGGGGGUGGGAAGAAAAGGAGGAGGUGAAAGAGAGAAGCAAACCCACAUUGCUUUUCUGGUCAAUUUUGUUGGCGAAUAGAGAAGGAUGAUGGCAGGCAAUAACCAGCUUUGCAUUCGACGUUGGACUACCAAGAAUGUGGCCAAGUGGCUGAAGGAAGAAGGCUUCUGUGAAUAUGUGGAUAUUUUGUGCAAUAGACACAGGCUAGAUGGAAUUACAUUACUGACACUUACUGAAUAUGACUUACGAUCCCCUCCUUUAGAAAUCAAAGUCCUGGGGGAUAUCAAAAGGCUAAUGUUGUCCAUACGCAAACUACAAAAACAACAUAUUGAUGUCCUAGAAGAGCUGGGUUACAGCAGUGAUAGUCAUCUUAGCACAGCAUGCCCUAAUAUUGGUUCACUUCAAGGUACAGAUUGGUUUUGUAACGGUGAAGUACCUCGGGACUAUGAUGGACCAAUUACUGACUUGAAUGGUGAUCAGUAUCAAUACACAAAUGGAAAAAACAAACACUGUAUGCGAAGGUUGGACCCAGAGUACUGGAAGACAGUGUUAAGUUGUGUGUAUGUCUUCAUAGUGUUUGGUUUUACAUCAUUUGUUAUGGUUAUAGUACAUGAGCGAGUACCUGACAUGCAGACAUAUCCACCUCUGCCAGACAUAUUUCUAGACAGUGUCCCUAGGAUACCAUGGGCUUUUGCUAUGACUGAAGUGUGUGGCGUAGUUCUUUGCUAUAUUUGGCUGUUGGUUCUUCUCCUUCACAAACACAGAUCUAUACUUCUGCGAAGGCUGUGCAGCCUCAUGGGGACAGUAUUCUUAUUACGUUGCAUUACAAUGUUCGUUACCUCACUCUCUGUGCCAGGCCAGCACCUGCAGUGUACUGGAAAGUUGUAUGGCAAUGUUUGGGCAAAACUCCAGCGGGCAUUUGCAAUAUGGAGUGGCUUUGGUAUGACUCUGACUGGAGUACAUACGUGUGGAGAUUAUAUGUUCAGUGGCCAUACUGUUGUCCUGACCAUGCUCAACUUCUUUGUCACAGAAUAUACACCAAGGAGCUGGAACUUCUUGCAUACUUUGUCCUGGGUCCUGAAUCUCUUUGGAAUCUUCUUCAUUUUGGCCGCACAUGAACAUUAUUCUAUAGAUGUCUUCAUUGCCUUUUACAUCACUACAAGACUCUUCUUGUAUUAUCAUACAUUGGCUAAUACUAGAGCAUAUCAACAGAGUAGGAGAGCAAGGAUCUGGUUUCCUAUGUUUUCAUUUUUUGAAUGCAAUGUUAAUGGUACUGUUCCCAAUGAGUAUUGCUGGCCUUUUUCAAAACCUACAAUACUGAAAAGAUUGAUUGGCUGAAGAGUGUAUGGGUUAAUUCAGAUUUUUAUGAAGCAUUAUGACUAAGAACCUACAAGGCUAGCUGGGGGGAUAUAAAAUAACAUUUUUCACUCCGUGGUCUCCUCUUCCGUGUCUCAUUUCUUACAAUUCUUGGUCAUAGAACGGGCUACCCAUACUUCACAGGGGAUGUGUUUUGUUUUGUUUUCGCUUAAAUAGAAAGCAAGACAGGGAUGGGUAAAGGCAAUUGCUGAAUCAUGAAUGUGAACUAGAAGACUGUUACCCUUAGUAAGGUUCUAUGUGAAUGUUUAAGUAACUAACCUCAGAUAUGUGCUUGUACUGAAUAUAGUGUAUCCUUUAUAGGUCCAAAUAUUCUCCAUUAUCUGACAUGUCAGCCUUUACACAUACUGACUUAAAAAUUGACUUUACAUUGACUUUCCUUUAAAACAGUCAUAAGUAGUUUAAUUUUUAAAAUUAACUGUGUAUACUUAAAGAUUGAGGAGUAUUGUGUCAUAAUGAGGAAUGCAGAUGUUCCUUGCUGAAAGGGUCUCUCAACUGUUAAGUGACAAGUCUUAAAGUAUAAUUGAGAAUAUAAAUGGUCUGCCUACAGGAUGCCAAAAAUGAAAGUCUGCUUUGUGGGUAUGUAGUGAAGACAUGUUGUUGGGUUUUGUUGUUGUUAUUUUUUUGAGAGAGAGAGAGCUUAUUUAGUCAAGUCUUGACUGUCUAUACGGUUGUUCUAGCACUUGCAAGUUUUCCCUUUUGUGUUUCAAUAAAUGAGUUAGAAAUAAAUGCUGCAUCCACUGAAAGUUAACUUAGCUCUAGUGCUUUUAAAGCCACAAAAUAACUUUUCUGUGUGGUUUUAAUUGCUUUAUAUCCAGACCUAUGCAUGCUUUUUAUGAGCAGCUCUUUAACAUUGGAAAAAUAUAAGUUACCUUCACGUAUCUUACUGUCCCGUAAAUCAGUGGGGAAAAUGCAUGUAGUAACUCUUUCAGGAAAAGCGUAAUAGUGAGUUUUGGAGGUAGUGCUCAUAUUGAUCUUUCUAUUUUAAAGUGUGUUUUAUCUCUCUGGUGUCAACAAUAUGGUGAAUAUCUCUGGAUAUAUAUACAGUAUUGUUCUUCUAACGAGUAUGAAAAAAGACUAGUUCUUAAUUUAAGUUGUUCAUUUACUACACUGAAAGAUAAAAGUACCAUAAGCAGUUGAGUUCUAGUUAUAAAAAUCACUCUGAGCCCAUGAUGUGUAAGCAAGGGUCACACAGUUGGUGGCUUUUCAUGCAGUGGUUUGUAAGAAGACAAUACUACCAUUGGUGGAUGAGAUUUGAAAUUAUGUUUAUGCUGAUGAGAUUUUGCCUGAUAGGUAGAAGUUGCAACUUGCAAAAAGUGUAUAGCCCUUUUACUUACUGCAGUUUCAGAAUAGGUGGUAUGUGUGGAAGGUAGUGUAAGUUAGCCUUGGAAAGCUGCAUGACACUUUUCCAGCUUGGUACAGUCUCGCUUAUGACCAUAAUGUACAUAUAUUUGCAUGGAAAAGAAUCCCUUUGGUGGAGUCUUGCAAGGCAGUUUUGUAUUUGGAGGUUUGUAACCUGUCAUCUACUUCUCUGUGUUCCUUUUCUAAACCUGGUUUGUAUUAGAAGUAAUUACUAACUUGACAAUCUUCCUCUCUUCAUAAUAUAUUACUUUUGUAACUUAAUUUAGCUCCUAUUUCACAGAGGAAUUGUGCAUCUUAGAGUAUCUGCACCAAGUGCAUUGAGCACACAUAUGUUGUACUAUUCUGCAGACCUUUGUAUUUGUAACAUUCCAACUUUUAGCAAAAUUGUGAGUAUAAUACUGCAUUGUUUAAUCCAGCAUAGCCUAAUGGCUCCUGCCAUCCAAAUUGGGGGAGUAUGCUUAUAUUUAACGAAAAAAGAGAAUAUAUUGUGAAAGACUUGCUCAUUUGCUGUCCUUACCUUUCUGAUUUGAACAUUCCUCUUGAGACUUGAUGUAAGUUUUAUUUAUUAAUUUAUAUUUGCCUUUGCAAUGCAUACACAGUUAUGAAUGCUGCUUUAUACUCUUAAGAAACUGCCUGUUUUCGUGAUGUGCAGGGUUGUAUUCUGAGUUAUAACAUGGGGAAAGGUAUGCAAUUAAACUUGCAAAGCUGUUGCUUCUGAAAAGAACCAUGUCAGUGCUAACUGGCACACCUAUGUCUGCAUUGAAAAAAUUAUUUUGAAAGUUAGUAACGCAGCACGGUUUUAAAGUAUAGCCCAGUGUAAUGGUGUUUACAUAAAGUAAAGGUGUCAUUUCAAUACUAGGGUUUUUUAUUAAGUUCAAAUACUUUGAAACAUAAGGCUUCUUUCUGAAUUUAUUUUCUCAAAUUCUGUUAAGUAAAUCAGUGUGUUAAGUCAGCAUUGCCUAUCGGUGUUUUUUUAAAAGAAAUGUGUUCUUUUGUGCUGAUUCCCUUGAUGCUAUAUAUGUGUCCAAGAUGCAUGGUAUACAAAGGUUGGUUUUGUGAGGACUGGAUUGGGUUAAAAUAUUGCCAGGAUAAUUGUCCUCUUAGGUUUUUGAAGGUAAUUUUGUCUGUCUGUAAACACACAAGUGAAAGGCUUGAAAUUAUUAGCAGACAGAAUAUUUGAUUUCACUUGCAAAAUAGCACAAGUCAGUCCUUAAAGUUGGUAGAAUAAGUUUUAUUGUUAAUUAGAUAGAAACAAGCUACAAGUGACUGACAGGAUUGCAAUUCUGUACCUCCUUUUUAAAGAAUCCAUGCUUUAAAAGGGUUUUACUGCUUCUCUGCUGCUGACAAGCCUUUUCAAGUGAAGGCAUCAGAACGUUGGUGGCCCUUGGAGAUGAUGUUAAAUGUGUUUGAGCUUGAUCCCUCUCCCUUAUGUUCAUGCACCAGUCCCUUUGCCCUCCUUUAACUUACUGCAUCUGUUUCUUACACAUGUCAUCUUGUGUGGUCUGGGGAAGUGCACACAUCUGAAUUCGGAGUGAUGAAUGAUCAGUUCUUUACCCAGGGAGUGCAAGUGACUAACAAGAACGUGGGUCAGGUACUAUCAAGUGCACAAGUUGAUCAAGUACAAAAGUCUAACUUCGAAUAACUCUGGAUAUACAAAAGAGGCAGAAGGUCAUGCUUUAUAUGCUUUUUCUUGGUAAUUUGGCAAAUCCAGUAAUACCUGAGACUUUGCAAUAGUCCUAAGCUGUUCCUUAGUGCUAUGAGUUUGGGAUAUAUUUGGAGUGGAUGUGUGGACAUAUAUAUAUGCACAGACUUAGGUGAUACGAAGGUGAUAGACUUAUGGAUUCUCUAAGUACAAACUAUAUGCUUAACUCUAAGCAAAUCACUAAUUACUAACUUCAGUGAGGGUUACCUGUUAAAUUUAAGCCUCUUUUUGGAUUAGGGCAAGUGCAUACUGUGCAUGGUAUACUGAUACUGUAAUGGGAAUAGAUAAUGUCAUUUUCUUUUCAGUUUACCCUGACUCUUUGUCUGUCAUAAAAGAAAACAUGUUCCAGUAGAAUUUCUAAUACUACAUAAAUGUUCUGAGAAAAAAAAAGCUUUGUAAAAAAAAAAAAAAAAAAAACCAAACAAACAAACAAAAAAAAGUGCAACAAAAACCUUGGUAGUUGUUUUAAGAAGCAGAAAUUGGUGAAAUUAAUUGAAAAAAAGCUAUUUCAGCUGCAAACGUUAAAUGAAGUGUUAUUUAGCAGUAUUAAAGUCCUUCAACAAGGAUGAAACUACAGGUUCCUAUACUCAUUCUUUUUUUUUUCUUCUGUAUGGCUAGCUAUAUGUGGUAUCUCUUAAUGCCAGAAAGAAUAUCUGAGAGAAAGAGGGAAGGAUGGAACUCCUGAGAUGCACACAAGUCUCUUGUGGCAGUAUCUUUUUUAGCAGUGAUUGCACACUUCAGUGUUACUUGUUUGUUUCUAUUUAGCUCCUUUUUCAUGUACUUUUUAAUGUCUGCUGAGGUUUGCAAGCACCAAAACUAUUGUGGAGCUGAAUCUUAAUCAUUAAACAUAUAUUUGAAGAAAUACCAGAUAUCUUGAAUAAAUAAAUGUGAGUUUUGUGGACUUGGAGUGUAACAUCAGAAAAGUAACCAAUUAUGACUAUGACAAAUAGUAUUUCAUUCUGUCUACAUAACCUCCACUGAAGAGGUGGGAGAAUUUGCUGGAAUCUGUGGAAGACGUUGACUUUUUCGGUUUUGGUUUGAAUAAUCUAGAAUUACUUAUUAGAAAGUUGACCUGUAACUACAAAGCUAUCAUGAUCUUGUGAAGGGAGUUUAUUUGACAGAAGUCCUAGCAGUGAGCCAGCACACACUCUGAAUUAUGUUGUGUAAGACUUUUUGAAUCGGGAUUUAAUUGGUAGACCACUGGUGAUCCAUAUAGAUUACUACUUCUGAUGCAUAUUUGUUGUUGUCACUAUUCUAGUUGAAACAGUAUUUCUGGAAAAAAUGUCCUUUGGAGUGAACCUACAGGUGUCUUGCUCAUUGUUUUAAGAAAAACAUGCCCCUCCAAAGCCCUUACAACCCUUCAAACACUAUAGUAUUGUGAACACUGAACUUCUCAUAUAGCAGUUUCCUGCAUUACUUACCAUUUGUAUCUUAAAGUUGCAGUGAAUAGAGCGUACAUAAUUUAGAGAUAUGCACGUUUUCAAAGCCAGUUUGUAGUAGGUGUGUAAGAACUUAAGGUGUUAAAUGCAGAGCACAGUAACCUGACCUGUUAGCCAAGUGACUGCAUAAAGACUUACUGUAACUUAGUUUUGGUGUCUCUCAAUUCAGUUUUCUUAAAUGAGAAAUAUGUCAAAUGUGAGAAAUCACCAACUGCAUUGUACACAGUAUGUACCAUAAUAGGCAUGUAGAAACAUGACUUUUCACACUGAACAGUUAAAUCAAUUUUGUUCUCACAGAGAAACUAGUAUUACGUAACAGCUGGAAGGAAUGCCAGUGAAGUUUAAAGCAAGUACUGUAAAUAAGUAAAUAUUGUUUUGAUUCUAAACUCAGAUUGAAUUAAUAUAUUGUUUUAUAUCUUUGUUGUAUUAAAACA